AAAUAGAGUUUUGUCCUGCGUGAUAUCUCCGCAGUAAGGCCAAAUUUCACCGUACGACGCACAGGUUCGAGUAUGGUUUAGAGUACGCCGGCCACCUGCUACCUUCCAUCAUCAAUCACAGACAGUUGAGAUGAGCUAUGAAAAUGGGAGCUUAAAAUGCUCUUGGGAUCUUGACCGUCUGUUAGCGAGGACCGUCGGUGGAUAACCGGAACGCACAUUCUCUUGUAACCAUGACCGACUUUGCCAGCGAAGCUCGUGAAUAGUUGCGCUUAUGAGGUUCAAGCAUAGCGCAUAAUUCCUUUAUUCGGUUUUGGAGUUAGAGAGAGAAUUAGAAACCCUGGUUUUUCUGGCCAUUUUGGAGAGAGAAAUCAGUUUUAGAGUUAGAGAGAGAAUUAGAACCGUGGUGUUUCUGGCCAUUUUAGAGAGAGAGAAAGCGAGAGAGAGAGACAGAAAGAGGAGUGAAGAGUGCCCGUCAUGACGCGAGACAGAGAGCCAUGCCACAAAGAGGCGUGUGACAUUCAAGCUUGUCUCACCAAGAACAAUUUCAAUUCUCAAAGAUGUUUGAAAGUAAUCGAAUUGCUGCAAACAUGCUGCGAGAAAUGCAAAUACAGUUCAACGCAUUGCGGAUCCUUGUCAGGUGUGCUCAAGACAAGUACAAGGUGAACACAACAUUUAUGGUGAGCUUCGAUCUCGGAAAUAUGCACCAUUUAAUUAGUUUUCAAAGUAAUAGAGAAUGUGCUAUUAUGGUACAGAGAUAAAUGGAAAAUGUGCUAUCAUACCAGAAUUGCUAACCUGGCAUUGAAGCUACGUGAGGUGUUACUCUUUUUUGAGUGGGCAACACACGAUACCGUUCUAAUCCCAUUAUGGUUAGAUUUGUGAGCAUAAAAGGAAAUUUAAAUAGUGCUGAUA
Molecule: messenger RNA, 909 nt
Organism: Amborella trichopoda
Lineage: Eukaryota; Viridiplantae; Streptophyta; Magnoliopsida; Amborellales; Amborellaceae
Product: Cox19 family protein (CHCH motif)
Source: RefSeq, a predicted model, not a curated record